Molecule: messenger RNA, 491 nt
Organism: Drosophila santomea
Lineage: Eukaryota; Metazoa; Arthropoda; Insecta; Diptera; Drosophilidae
Product: lysozyme A/C
Exons: 1
Coding region: 28-450 (140 amino acids)
Molecular function (GO): lysozyme activity
Source: RefSeq, a predicted model, not a curated record
CUCCCGACAUCAGUUUCAAUUCGAAUCAUGAAGGCCUUCAUCGUUCUGCUUGCCCUGGCCUGUGCCGCCCCAGCUUUCGCCCGCACAAUGGACCGUUGCUCCCUGGCCCGCGAGAUGUCCAACCUGGGCGUUCCCCGCGACCAGCUGAACAAGUGGGCCUGCAUCGCCGAGCACGAGUCCUCCUACCGCACCGGAGUCGUGGGUCCCGAGAACUACAACGGCUCCAACGACUACGGCAUCUUCCAGAUCAACGACUACUACUGGUGCUCUCCUCCCAGCGGUCGCUUCUCCUACAACGAGUGUGGCCUGAGCUGCAAUGCCCUCCUGACCGACGACAUCACCCACUCCGUCCGUUGUGCCCAGAAGGUGCUCAGCCAGCAGGGAUGGUCUGCCUGGUCCACCUGGCACUACUGCAGCGGAUGGUUGCCAUCCAUCGACGAUUGCUUCUAAGCCGAUUUCGACCCCUAUUAAAACGAUUGCAUAAAACUGAA